GACGUUCCUGGGAGAUUGUAUACGUGGGUAGAGUAACCAAACAAAUCGUUCGGUCUUCGACCGAGGGCUUUCGAGGUUUCAGAAGAUACGGCUAUUCGAGAGGUUAGGUUAUACGAAAAACAUGGAUUUUUUGGCUCUUCGAGAGCUCCGCAACGCACUUUGCAUUGUUUUUUGGCAAAAUGCCGGAAGUCGGUGAUUUCUUGAGGGCGUUCCUCCGUGACGAAGGCGUUCAGAGAUGUCAUUAUUUCGGGCGUGACGGAUUACCUGACGUUCUUUAUGUUUUUCUCCGAUUGAAAUUCAACAAAAGGUUCAAGGUGGCCCCUGCCCGUCCGGAUGCAUCGAAGUUGCAGGAACUGAUAAACACCCAGAAAAAGUAUUUGAGCGACAUGGAUAGGGCGAUGAUAGAUGUUCAUGACAGUUUCACGAGCGCCUUUUUAAAGAGUGGAAAAGAGAAUAAAAAAAAUGAUCUAAUCCGGACUAGGGGCCCAUUUUUCGAAGACCUUAAAAAGGUCUACAACAAAUUGAGUGCGUUCGAUCUUUCGGGGUACGACUUAGAGUCGGAGGAAUUCGACGACUUGAUCAACGAGUGCGACACGAAGAUCGGCGAGCUCAAGGAUUUAAACUUAUUGAUCAAAAAUUAAAAAACUCGGAAUUAGGACACCUCGAGCGAAUAAAACCAAUAGAUUUCGAUGGAAGCACGCACCGAUCUUGAUCCUGAGAUACCGCGAGCAGCCAUUCCGGAGACCAAGGAACCAAUGAAAAUACCAGACACUGAGAUUCUUCGAGCUAGCAUCGUCACUUGAGAUUAUUACAAUCGACGAAGACUUCACCAGUCGCCGUCACUAAAUUAAUAAACAAUGUCUAACAGUCAGUAAGAUGUCGUUCGCGACAAAGUUUUUUUUACGUUGUAACACAUUUUAUCGUUAAAUAAACAAACUGAUU
Venturia canescens is the source of this 942-nucleotide messenger RNA. RefSeq lists its product as uncharacterized. The coding region runs from base 180 to 641 and encodes 153 amino acids. NCBI's taxonomy places the organism in Eukaryota, Metazoa, Arthropoda, Insecta, Hymenoptera, Ichneumonidae. The transcript is spliced from 5 exons. The record is from RefSeq and is a predicted model, not a curated record.